AUGAGAUCGAGGUUUUUGAACACUAAAGCUGCUAUGAACCUUCACACAGAUAAUGCAACCAAUUCCACUUGCUGCGUGUACGAUUCAGAUGUAGCAGUAGGCUAUGGCGUUGGUGCAUUUCUGUUUCUUCUCUCAGGUGAAUCCUUACUCAUGGGAGUAACCAAAUGCAUGUGUUUUGGAAGGCCAUUAGCACCUGGUGGAAAUCGAGCUUGGACCAUCAUCUAUUUCACAUUCUCACUGCUGAGUAUUGUGGUUGCAGAAGCUUGUUUGAUAGCAGGGGCAAAGAAGAAUGCAUUGGCCGGUCUUCUGGUGCAAGUGUAUAUCGGUCAUGGGCAUUUUUGGUAUAUGGAAGAUUAUAAGUUUUUUCUUAUGGCUUCCUGGGUUCUUUUGAGCAAAGCCACUUAG
Messenger RNA from Lactuca virosa, 405 nucleotides. The record is from the annotation of a GenBank genome assembly. NCBI's taxonomy places the organism in Eukaryota, Viridiplantae, Streptophyta, Magnoliopsida, Asterales, Asteraceae.